This is a messenger RNA of Prorocentrum cordatum, 7992 nucleotides long. NCBI's taxonomy places the organism in Eukaryota, Dinophyceae, Prorocentrales, Prorocentraceae. The record is from the annotation of a GenBank genome assembly.
AUGGUUAUGAUGACGAUCAUUUCUCUCGUGCGUGCUGCCUGGCCGUUCGGCCACCAGGAGGAGGAGAGCACCAGAGGUCUUACGACUCUGGUAGCGGAGCCGGUGGGCUCUGCAGGGUCGGCUGCAAGUCCGGCCGGCUCUGCGUGCGACGUGGGCGGCGAGAGGCCGCAGCGUGGCGACCACGGCAAUGGGGUUGACAAGAUCGUGCUGCUCAUCGGUCUCCUCGGCAUCCUGAUCAACGUAGCGGGCUCGGCAGAGCCCCUGGGCUUCAGGCCCAAGACGCCGCAGCGCGGCCAGCGCAUCGGCGAGUCGCGGCUACCGGCGCCACAGUGGGGACAACAUCACGAGCAGAACGUACAGGGUCUGCCGGCGGCAGAGCUGGCACAGCAGAGCACAUCCAAGGUCCCGCCGUUCUGGGCUCCGUACCUCGAGCAGCGCGGGUACCCCUUCAGGCUGUGGGUCCAGGACGUGAUGCUGUGGUGCGCGGCGACGGAGCUGCAGCAGCACCAGCGCGGCCCGGCAAUCGUCCAGCGGCUCGGCGGCACGGCGAGGGACCUCUGCCGCGAGGUGCCGGUCGAGGCCAUCGCUCACGGCAGGUUCGACCAGCUCGGCAACCUGGUCGAGGACGGAGUGCAGAUGCUGAUCACCGGACUCAGGCGGCGCUUUGGCCCGCUCGACGUCCAGUCAUCGAUCAGCACCAUCGUCGAGCUUCUCACAUUCCGCAGGCAGGAGCGGGAGAGCGUCGAUGACGCGAUCACGCGCUUCGAGGCUCUGCGCGCCCGAGUGGCGCAGCUGGACGACCCGUUCGUGCUGCCGACGCCGGUGCUCUCGCUGUUGUUUCUGGAGGCCCUGCAUGUGCCCAAGGCUGUGUACCCCCUGGUGCUGCAGUCCAACAGCGGCCAGCUGCCAUUGACGAUCGAUCAGCUGAACAGCGUGAUCGGGAUGGUGCGGCAGCAGGGCCACUUCGCGGAGCACACCCACGCAGGACCUCAGAACUUGGCUGAAGGGUACCGCGGCAAAGGAUAUCACGGUCAUCAUUGGUUCACGGGCGAGAAUGACAGCGGCGCAAACACCUGGAACGACACGGCCGCCUACAUGUAUGGUCAGAACGCAGCCAGCGUGGCAGGGAGCGCUGGAUCUGCACCACAGCACUACGUGGUCCAGGACGACGAGGGCUACGAUUGUUGCGCCGAAGAACUGCAGGAGUAUUAUGGUGACUCCGAGGGCUGGGACUACGACACCCUGCUACAUGAGUACCUGUUCGCGAAGCGCAGGUUUCGCCACUUCGUCCAACGGAACAGCCGCCGCUCUCGGUUCCCGCGCAGCAACUGGUCUCUACGCAUGAACAGCGGCAAGGGCGGCAGCAGCUUUGGACGCGGGCGAGGCCACGGCAAGGGAUACCACUUCGGCGGAUCGGUGGUGAACCCAGGCUCACUGGCGGGAGGAAAAGGUAAGAAGAAGAAGGGCGGCAAGCGCUACAUGGCUGGCACGCCCGGCGCCACCAAUCCCCGAGGCAGUGACGGCCGCACGAUGCGGUGUCACGAGUGCGACUCGGAGACUCACCUCGUGGCCGCCUGUCCCAAGCGCAAGGGCAAGGGCAAAGGCAAGCACUUCAUGUCCUGGAACACUGGCAGCGCCGCGACGGGGACGCAGCAGGCCGGGGCUCCAGCCGCCGACCCAACGUUGGCCGCCUAUGCGCCCGUGCCCGCGCAGCCGCGGACUGGAGCCUUGUCUGGAGUGCUGCACUGGUUCACUGAGGACGCCAGGACGCCCGGCCUGCAGAUCGACGAUCUUGACGAGGACACCUCCCGCGAGGCUCUGAGCUGGGAGACCCUUGACAUGCGCGACAACGUCGCGGAGCACGACAUACUGACGGAGAUCCAGGCCAGCAUGCAGGACCGAGCUGUGGAGGAGCAGCCUCCGGCGACAGUUGGGCGAUCAGCGGCCGUGACCAGCCCGACAUGGUUCCCAUGGUGGCGAGUGGAUCAGUUCGAGAACGCCAGCGGGGAGACCUACUUGGUUCGCACCCGCAUGAAGGACAGGAGUGGCGAGGCUCUGCUGGUGGACCCCGGGAGCCCAGGCAACCUUACUGGCGACGAGUGGGGCAACAGGAUGGCAGCGCGACAGCAGCAGGCAGGACGUCCACCGCCUGUCCGCACCCCACUUGACCGGGUGCUUGAGGUUGGUGGUGUGGGCUCAGGAUCUCAGCAGGCCACGCGCGCCCAUCGCUAUCAACUGGCGCUGCAGGGGGGACAAGCCGCGACCUACGAGGCGCCGGUGCCCCCGAACAGCAGCGUGCCGGCACUGCUCGGGCGAGCACCGCUGCGGGACCAGCGCAUACUGCUCGACUGCUUCAACAAUCGCAUGUACCGCAUCGGCCCGGGCGGCUACUCCCUGCAGCUGAGCCCAGGAUCAUCGCAGUACCAUCUGGAAGAGAGCCACGCCGACGGGAACAUCGGGGAGUUCGGGACCCACGAGGACGAUGGCAUUGGCGACUUCGACGACAUCAGAUCCGACAUCCUUACCUGCAGCAACCGCACCGACUACCGCAUCCACCAGGACGGCAAGCAGGAAGACAACUACGGCGACGUCAUCCGGCAGUGGGAAGUACAGGGGAGACCGCCAUCGGCAUGGGUGUUCGGCGACUUGCAGAACCUGUGCCAGAACGCGCUGCACGGAUGCGGAUAUGCGGCGGGUCGCAACUGUGAUGUUCACAGAUUCCUCGGGCAGGAGGAUAAGUGGGCGGAUUCCUUGCGCCACCAGCAGCCGGAGCUCGUUUGGAUCAGCCUGGCUCAGCCGGGCACGUCGCGAGGCACUCGCAACGACAAGCGAGCCAAGCGCUUCGAAUGUAAGAUCGCUCGAGCUCAACUUGAAGGGCAUCGCUGCUGCAUCGUCGAGGCGGACCAGGGCAGCGCGGCGUGGGACGUGCCCGACAUCCUGGAGCUGCUGGACGACAGGAGGUGGCACUCAGGUGAGCGACGUCGCCCUGGCCGAGUAUCAUUCGCGGACGACGUCGACGAGACCGGCUGCAAGGUGAGCGCGCUGACCGCGAGCUUUCCCACCGAGCAGAGGACGCGCGACAAGGCGCGCAAGGCAGCAGACCCGGAGCGCAAGGUGAAGAAGAGGCCACAGACAGUGGAGCAGGUCUUCGACGACUGCGGCUCCGAUUUCACGAAACUCUACGUAGCGAACGAAUACGAGCUGGACGAGGUGUGCUACGGCACCGAGCUCAGGGAGGACCAGCACAUCGAUGAGCAACCGUACAUCAUGAUGUCCGAGUUCUUUGGCAUGAUCGGCUCGGAGGCGCACCUGAACGAGAAAGACGAGCAGCAUAACUUCUUCAGCUCAGUCAAGGACAUGGACACACACAUGAACCUCUACUACGGCCACCUGCAGCGCGACGACGUCGCGGAGUUGUGCGGUGGCGCAUCUGGAACAACCCGGCUACUCGUGCGACGAGGACAUCGGGGCGGUCCCAACUUCGAUCUCAUUUGCGAUUGCAAUUUGAUGACGCACGAGGGCCAGAGGCAGUUUUGGGAAUAUCUGUAUCAUGGCAAGCCUCUUGUUUUACUCAUUAGCACGCCCUGUACGAGCUUGAAGGGGUUUUCGGCGCUCAACAAGGUCAUCAACUACGACGGUUGGCUUCGCAGUCGCAAGACAUCAGUGGGGCUGGCCCGCAUCGCCGCUGCAGCGGCGUGCACUCAGAUGGACGCCGGACGCCACUUUGUGUCGGAGCAGCCGUUGGGCAGCGACUUCUACAAGCUCGACGACUGGCAAUUCAUCGCCAACAACUACGCGCUGGCGUGGUGCCAAGUCGACCAGUGCAUGGCCGGCAAGAUCGGGCGGCGAACGGGACUACCGAUCAAGAAGUCCUCUGAGUUCUGGGCUUCGGACGAGCGCCUGCUCGCCGGACUCAGGAAGUUUCGCUGCGACGGCCAGCGCGAUCACGCUUUGCUGGCCCAUGGUGGCCGAGGACCCCAUCCAGAGCGUGACAAAUGGCGACUAGAGAACCCCAAGGAUCACGCGGAGUGGGCGAUUGGCAUCUGCCGGGAGCUGGCGGCGAGCAUCUCCCAGAUGGUGGAGCGCGUGAGUGCCCGGCUUGCCGGAGUGGUCGCGCGGCCUCAGACACACGACAUGCCCGAAUACCUGGAGAAUGCCGAGCAGACAGUGUUCUCCCAAGAGCAGUUGGACCUCGAGAGCUACGACCGAGACAACCACCAGCCUCCGAGGAGCCGACUGCGAACCAGGCACCGAGCGCCGCGCGAGCCGACGCGCCAGAUGCCGAACCUGAACCGCCACUGCCUCCACCUGUGCCUGCGGAGCGUCGACCUCGAGUGGCUCGAGCGACAGCGGCGGCACGGCGACUGCGAUCGCGUCUGCCAGCAGCUGGAGAGGCGGAGCCGGACGAGCCAUCAGGCGGCGCCUCGGGAUCGGCGGACGCCAUCGGUGAGGCACCCGUCGCGGAGCAGCCGGCUGCAGCCCCAGCCGCGCCAGCCCGAGGCGUGGAUGCGGGGACGCAGGCUCGAGGAAGUGACGAGCCAGGCUGGGCCGCGUUUGACCUCGGGCACGCGCUUCGACUGCUGCACAGCCCGCAUCAGGAAGUCGUUCGGCGCCAGCUACGACGACUUCAUGUUCGAUUUUGGCACGCUCCAGCAGCUCGCCUCAGAGAUCUGCGACACGUGCCGGGUGUGCAGGCUAUGGACGAGACCGGGACCGAAGAGCAUGACGAUCUCUCGGCUCGCGACGGGUUUCAACGAGAUGGUGCAGUGGGACAUCCUCUACAUCGGCGAACAGAUGGUGGCACACAUGAUCGAUUUUAGGCGGCCGCUGACGGGAUGGCUACGCCCUCAUGGCCCCAUGAAGCUGCUGAUUGCCGACAUCGAGGGCGGUCUCCAUGGCGAGGAGGCGUACCAGUGGCUGGACCGCUGGGGCAUUGAGAUGAAGGCCAAAGAGGAGGGCUCGCACGCGCAGCUGGUGGAACGCCAUCACGACCUAGUGCGCAAGAUCAUACACCGCGUGCAGGCCCAGCUUGCGGAAGAAGGCAUUGCGAUGCCGUUGGAGAUCGUGAUCAUGGAGUGUGCCCUCAUCAAGAGCCUCCUCAUCACCGUGGCUGGCUACAGCCCUUACCAGGCGGUGCACGGCCGACUUCCGCCCCUGCUCGCCGAGUUCGAGCCGGUGAGCGACUGCCAGAUCGACGACCAAUCGGCUGGCAUUCCAGGGAUCUCCCGACACCAUCAUCGGCUCCGCGAAGUCGCAAUACAAGCCAUGGUGGAGAUGACCGCGAAGGACAGGCUGAGGCGCGCACUUCGAUCCAAGACGCGCGCCCCGCACGAGGCGCUGCAGCUGGUGGUCGGCGACCAGGUUGACUUCCACCGGCCGCCGAGCACGAAGGAGGAGUCGGGAUGGCGCGGCCCGGCGACCUUGCUGCAGGUCGGACCUCCAGUGCUCAUUCGAUGGCAGGGCCGAGUAUUUCAAGUGCGACCUCAGGACCUUCGGCGAAGCCUCGUUUACUUCGUGAUGUUCACGAAUAACAUCUUCUUCGAGGCAGGAUCGCGCGACCCGGUGGCCACCAUCAUGAGCUACGCGGACCAGCUGGACAGCAAGGUCGUGCGCGUCGGGUGGCUCUUCGACGCCGGGUGGAAGCGGACCGCGGACAGCCAGAAGCUCAGCGAGUUGGUCCUGGCGGUGUUGCACGUUGCCGCCAGUGGCUUCUACCUGGUGGGGUGCAUCGGCGCGCGAGUGGGCAAUGGCGUGUCCGUGCUCGAAGGAAUGGUCGGAUGCGACCACAGCUUCCUGUGGUGGUGGCGGCGCGGACGCCCAGAGCUGUCCUGGUACCACGAGGCGUCGGGAUCUGCCCGACUGAAGUUGGCUCCGAUAUUUGGCAAGGAACACUGGCGGGACGUCAGCUUCGUGCAGUUCAUCAUGACGGACGACGAGUCCUUUCGCGAACUUCGGCGACGUGAACCCGAGGAGCCGCCGGAGCUUCAGGAGGAAGACUUCGACAUGACCUGGCAGGACAAGCCGGCGGGGGAGCUCGAGAGAGAUCGCGCUCACGUGAUGGCCCGGACCGUGAUCAUGGAGCCCGAGUACUUGUUCGCGAGCUGGCAGCACCUGAAGGAGCAGGCCGCUCUGCCUGCUAUUGACACCGAGUGCGCUCAGAGCGACUUCUUCUUCGCAGCCCCUGACGCAGAUCACGUGUCGGAGGCAGUAGAGGAUGAUUCUUCGAAUUCCCGACCCGACUGCGUCGAGAUCGGCAUAGGUGCGCCGCUCAUGUACUGGGUGCACCCUGAGGUGGAGCACAUACGACGACCUGGGUCAGGGGAGAUCUACAUCCUGCGCGUCUACAACACGGGCAAGCGCGAGACUGUCGUCGAGCGUGAGAUGAACGUGCUCACGCUGGAAGAGGCCCGAGCUCACGAAGUUGAAGUACGUCAGGCCAUGAAGGACCAGGCGACUAACAUCAUCGACUCGCGCUGGGUGCUCAAGUGGAAGGAGAUCGACGGCAAGAAGCAGGUGCGCGCGAGGCUCACGGUGAGAGGCUUCAAGGACAUGCAGUCACCGGAGCUGUCCACUUUUGCGGGUACUACGACACGAUGGGGACAACGACUGGUGAAUCAGGUGACUGCACAGCGCAAGUGGCGAUUAUUCUCAGCGGACAUCAGCCAGGCGUUCUUGCGCGGUCUCACCUUCGAGCAGGUCGCCGCCAUGGACGGCGAGGUCAAGCGGAAGGUACAGUUCACGACGCCGCCGGGAUCGAUCCCAGUCCUCCGGCAGCUGGAGGGCUACGAGGACUACAACCCUGUGACAGAGGUGUUGUUGCUCCUGCGCUGCGGCUUCGGUCUGAAGGACGCGCCGAGGCUGUGGCAGGUCAUGUCGAAGCAAGUGCUGGAGAAGACAGGAGGCAAGGCGCUCAUCAGCGACCCGCAGAUCUACGUGUACCACGACGCGAAGGUCCAGCUGCAGAUGAUCAUGUCCUCGCACGUGGACGACCUCAAGGGCGGCGGCGAGGACUACCUGCGGGAGAAGGUACUGAGCAUGAUCGAGAGCGAGUUUGGGAAGUUGAAGCGCCAGUACGACUGCUUUGAGUGCAUUGGCAUCAUGCACGAGCAGGACGCUGUGACCAAGGCCAUCUGGACGCAUCAGCAGCACUACGUUCAGCAGCUGCGACCGCUCCAGGAAGACCAGUAUGUGAUGGAGAACGAGGAUGGCCAGGUGAGCGUGGAGACCCACGCGGCGUACAUGUCGCUGCUCGGGGGGAUCGCAUGGAUGACGCAGACGAUGGCGCCCAUUGCAGUGUACGUCAGCUAUCUCCAGCGGCAGGCCAAGAAGCCGUCGGUCGGAGACAUCCGGAAGAUCAACAGGCUGCUGAAGUGGAUCAUGGUGAACUCGAAUCAGCUCGGAGUUCGGUUCAUCGAGUUGGACAUGACACGAGUGCGGUUGGCCGUCGUCAGCGACUCAGCCUUCCACGCCAUGGAGAUCGUGAUGCUUGACUGGUACAGCAGAAAGCAGAACAACGUAGUCAGGUCCACCUACGCCGCCGAGCUCAUGGCGUUGUUGGACGCACUCGGCACCGGCACCCUCAUGAAUGUGGCAUUGACCGAGAUCAGUGAAGGAGUAUGCACGGCGAACCAGAUGCGAGUGCGGCAGGAGGCCGGCGACCUAGCAUUGAAGAUGAUCGCGGCCAUCGACGCGAAGGCAGUGUUCGACGCCGUCUCCGCCGCCACCAUCAAGGUGACCACGGACAAGCGUAUGUUCGUGCCGACUCUCGCAGUGCGUGAGCAGAUCGACCGCCUCCAGCUGGCACAGCUCAGCUGGAUCGACACCGUGGACAUGCUGGCGGACGGGCUGACGAAGGGCGAGCUCGACCGGACGGCCCUCGUGAAGCUGGGCUUCAGCAGUGAGUGGCGCUUGAGCGGGCUGCAGCCAGUGGCCUUCUCAGUGCGCAGUGUGCUGGAGUGCCGCGCAGAGCGCUCGAAUUCCCGACCCGAGUGA